UGUGCCUUCUCCAGUUAAUCCCUGUGUAGAUUUUCGUUCUUUACUCCCGAAAAUUUGACUGCAGUUGACAAACUAUGCCCAUCGACCUUUGUGGGUGGAUACUACAAAGAUAAUGGUUGAGGACCAACCACAAGAAAGUAGUUUUCCUUAAAUGAGGUUGCCUGGUGAAAACCAGAUGUCAGGCACAGCUGUGGAGAAAGUGCAGGCAAAGCAGAGUACGAAGCAGACACAAACGGUAAGCUGUGGGGCUCUGGUGCAGCUUUACGCGGCGCUGGCGGCGGAUUGCGCGGUCCUAGCGGCGGAAGCCGAGAACCUAAAUGAGCACUACGCUGCCCUGAAUAGGAAAGCAGCGGCCCUGGUAGAGGAAGCCACUGCCUGUGGUCGAGGAGAAGCCGUCCUGGAUGACUGGCAUGCAUCCCUGCUUGAGGAAGCAGCAGGCCUUCAUAGGCGCAGGGCAGACCUUCGUAGGUGCUGUAAGGACCUCAAUACGCAGCACACAGUUCUUCAUGGAUGCCAUACGACUGUUCAGGAGCGCCACGCAGACCUCCACGGACACCACGCAGAACUUCAGGAAAACAACGCAGGCGUCCUAGGGCGCCAGGCGAACGUCAAUGGCCGCAACACGAACGUCAGUGGCCGCCACGUGGUCUUCAAUGGCAGCCAUGCAGACGUUCAGAGCUGCCACGGGCAUGUUCUUGGGACCAAUGUGGGUGUUCAUGGGCGCCACAUGGACAUUCAGGCGCGUCGUCAACAUUGAUUGGCGCCAUUUGUAUCUGUAUGGGCGCCAUGUAGCCAGUGAGAAUGUGGUGGAACAGGUGCAGGAAAAGGAAGACGCAGCAACGGCAGCACGCCCAAAGGUCGUGGAGGUGGUAGGCCAUGAGGAUAUACUGCACUCAUUGCUGGGAAGUCCAGUGCGCUCUUGAGCACUUACAGGCUGCCAGCAGGGGAUUGGAGGGGUAGGUAUCCUCCACUUGGCAUGGGCAUAUCCGGAAAUUGCAAGAAGACUCCCAAAUUUAAAAUUGCUCAGCAGUGACACUGUUUCUGCGUCUGUUGCUUCUGAGCAUCAGAAACCACAUUGUUGACUUAUUUUCUUUAGUUUUGGCUUAAUUUUGUGUAAAUAUUCAAUUGUAACCAUUUACUACAUAUUCCAGGCACCACAAUGGUUUGUUAAAUUUUACAAAAUCCUACUCCAACAUUGGCGACAGAAGUUCCCUUCAUUUUACGUCCAUGGUCACAAACUUUUUGUUAACAAUUACCGGUUUCGGUCUUA
This is a messenger RNA of Schistocerca gregaria, 1270 nucleotides long. RefSeq lists its product as uncharacterized. The record is from RefSeq and is a predicted model, not a curated record. The transcript is spliced from 2 exons. The coding region runs from base 152 to 757 and encodes 201 amino acids. NCBI's taxonomy places the organism in Eukaryota, Metazoa, Arthropoda, Insecta, Orthoptera, Acrididae.